Molecule: messenger RNA, 189 nt
Organism: Aspergillus steynii IBT 23096
Lineage: Eukaryota; Fungi; Ascomycota; Eurotiomycetes; Eurotiales; Aspergillaceae
Product: 4F5 domain protein
Exons: 3
Coding region: 1-189 (62 amino acids)
Source: RefSeq, a predicted model, not a curated record
AUGUCUCGUGGAAACCAGAGAGAAAAGGCUCGCGCGAAGAACCUGAAGGCCGAGAGUCAAGUGAAAAAUAAGAACACGAUGACCGGCUCUGAGUUCCAACGACACAAGGAAAGCAGCGCCGCUAUCAUGCGUGAAAAGCAAAAGCUCGCCGAUGAACGCCGGGCAGCCGACGCUGGCAAGAAGAAAUGA